Messenger RNA from Bursaphelenchus okinawaensis, 1169 nucleotides. The record is from the annotation of a GenBank genome assembly. Lineage: Eukaryota; Metazoa; Nematoda; Chromadorea; Rhabditida; Aphelenchoididae.
AUGUCGCAUGAAAUUGUCAGUGCGUUCCUAACCUGGUGGCUAAAGUGUCCACCCCCUCCAGAUGGAUCAGAAGAACCGUAAGUUACAUACUAAAAGUCAUAUAGCCCUAGAUAAUAAUUCUGCCAUGUCUAAUAUUCCCUUAAAAUUAUUUUUAAAAUUUAUACUUUAUAAACAAAACCUUUUCUUAUAUUCCUCCCCUACAUUCCUUGACCUCAGACAUGUAGUAUCAUUUCGAUUUUAACGUCACACAUGUAAUAAGUGCCUAAAAGAACCAUUAAUGCAUAAACUGGGUCGUUUGAAGAACGCCGUUAGCCAUCUGCCGUUAUCUCCUUGUUUCAGUGAUAUUGAGAAUGAAAUUAAGAAGGAAUUGGCCAAGACCAGUCCCUUGGCCCAGGCCCUGUACUCGUUCGUCCUGGCCAUGAUCCUCUUCUACGUGUUACUCUUACUCCGUAACUUUUACUACUACUUCUUUUAUCCAGUAUGGCAGAUGCGACCGGUUUCGCACAAAAGAAGAAGAUCCAGGGGUUCUAGAGUAAGUUUGCCGUAUAAAUUAUCAUUUUUGAGUGCAGAUUUGCACAAUACCACAACAUAGAGUAAAACCAUAAAUAUACUGUCUAACUUAUUUCAGAAGUCAGACAUUCACAAUGAGCUUCGUACUGCUAUCAUGAAUGCACAGAACCAGCAAGUCAAGAUGAACUCUCCUGUAGCUAUGAUAUACAAACGACGCAGUAAGAGCACAAUGAACUCAAGCAAAGGAAAAGUAGGUCUAAAUAACUUUUAAUAAAACUAGGGACAAUUUUGAACAUAAUUAAGAAACUUAGCGUAAUUAAUGUAAAAUAAAAAUGAACACACAAGUGUGAAGUUAAACACCAUGUUACUACAGACACCAGACAUAAAUAAACAAAUAUUUUCAGAACUUUGACAUUCUGACACCCAAAACGGCACGGUCUCCUCAAAGUGGCAGUCCCAAGUCUUCAACCUCUGAACGUGACCUCAACUCAGUCACCGCCUCGAUGAGCUCUCUAUCUUCCGAUUCAAGCAAAGCUUCAGAUGCCGCCCCACGAUCGGAUUCCGUGCUACACACAGAUUCCACUCGAAAAUCAGAAUCUUCUACAAAGUCACCGUCAUCAACCCAGAAGUCAUUCACUCCCAACCACAAGUCCCAGUGA